This is a messenger RNA of Phalaenopsis equestris, 528 nucleotides long. RefSeq lists its product as uncharacterized. The coding region runs from base 1 to 528 and encodes 175 amino acids. NCBI's taxonomy places the organism in Eukaryota, Viridiplantae, Streptophyta, Magnoliopsida, Asparagales, Orchidaceae. The record is from RefSeq and is a predicted model, not a curated record. The transcript is spliced from 3 exons.
AUGGUGGCCUUCACCGGCUGUGUUAAGAACAAAAACGGAAAACAUUUAGAAAAUGUAUUAUUGUCUUCUGGGAAUAUUCCCGAGAAAAAAAUCGACGAAGCGCAGGAGCUCAACGGAGGUCUGAAAGGUUACUGGAAUCCGAGAGCCUAUCAGAAGCUCGAUCGCAGCGGUCGGCGAUCGAAUAAGAGAAAAUUGAAGCUGGGAGGCGGGUGGAGGGUUAAGGUAUCUCCGAAGCUGAAGAUCUUACAAGCGUUUUGGCCGAAUAGGAUUUUUGCCCUAAUCCGGCAAGGCUACGUGCGCGCGAUGUUGGGAUUUGCCGGCAAGCUCUGGUACGGCAAUGGCCAGAAUGAGUACGUGGGACUGAUUGGAGGUCCGUCGAGGAAGGAAUAUGAGGAGCGGUUGAUUCUCCAGUUACAGAAACAGAUCUUGGAGCGGAACCGCCGUUACGCCGCCGCCGGGAUCACCGGUGCUCACAAGUGCGACGCGCUCCGGCGAGAACGGGUUGUAGGUGUGGUGGUCUGGGUAUAG